AUGGGAGAUUAACCAUUUUUCAGUUUCCUACGAUGAUAUGGAUAACUUUGUUUGAAUUCGCCAAAACCUUAUUAUCUAUGAAUCUAUCUGAUUUAGGUACUUGAAUUCAAAUACGAAUGGAACUUCUGCAACGGCAAGUACUAGCACAUUAACAACACAAGGUCGACCUUUGGCAGUUCCUGCCUCCAGGAGGGGUAGGAGGCAAACGAGAAACGAUGGCGCUCAGGACAUGGAUCCUGGAACCUCUUCAACGGCGACACGUCCUAGUCGUGGACGUGGGUCUCGCGGUCGUCCGCGAGGAUCUAGAGUUGACUCUCGUGGGAAUCGCUCUGCAAGUACGAACUUAUCCACGGAUGUCAGCAACACGGCACCAAGAGUGUGUGUCUGCGGUAUAAAUGCCGUACAAAGAACUGUGCUGAAGGAAGGUCCUAACAAGGGAAAGAAAUUCUGGUGCUGCUCCAAACCAAUGGGACAACCCGAUAAGUGCAACUUUUUUGAAUGGGUGGUAUAG
Molecule: messenger RNA, 511 nt
Organism: Strongylus vulgaris
Lineage: Eukaryota; Metazoa; Nematoda; Chromadorea; Rhabditida; Strongylidae
Source: the annotation of a GenBank genome assembly